ACCUUUGCAUUGUGAAUGCCAACCCCACCAUCGUCUUUUGGUAAGCAAAUAUCAUCCCAAGCCACUUUUGAGUGUUUGUCAUCCCAUAGAAAGAUCCUACAAAUGGAAACAAUCAUAUCCAAAAUAGCUUGGGGCACCGGGAAAACUAAUAACCAAAAGGAUUGAACCCCUUGGAUUACUAAGUAUUAACUAAACAUGAUUUAUAGUAUGGAGUGAGAAAGAAAAUAAUGCAUAGACAAUUGUUCUCGGUUACAUUUAACAUUUGUCUAAAAGUUUGAACUUUUGGUCAGGUUUCUUACAUUUUAAUCCAUUUCAAUAAGUAUCUAUAAUCUCAUUGUUCAGAUUUCCAGUAGUUUUGACCUGAUCAUUUUUGUGUAUUGUCAAGACACUAAUUAUCACUUAAACGUGUGCAACACAAAUGUGAUAAGAUAUGUAUGACAACUAAAAUAAGGAACAAAUGUGCAUGUUUUAAUAUGAACUAAGAGUAGUUAAUUGACUUAACUGAUACUCGAUUUAACAUUGUGGUUAUAUUUAUACUGUUUUUACAAUGAUUAUAAUGAUACCGUAUGUUUAGUUUUUACCCAUGAAUUUUGUUUUGCAAAUUUAUAGGCUAAGCCAUGUCCAUAUAAAUUAUCCAAAUAACGAUAGGUUGCCGUACAAAAUUCAACAUCCUUGUAAAAAUUACUCCCUCCCGUGAGUCCCAUACUCCCGUCCCAAAACAAAUUCAUAGUUUGACUUCAUGAUUUUUAAGAAAGUGGAAUUUUUUGUUUUGACUUUCCUAUUGUGACCUCCAACAAAGUAGAUAAAGUGUAGUGGAGAGAGAGAAAAUGGGGGUAAAGUAUGUGAUAAAGUAAGGGUAUAAGGGUAACUUUAUAGUAAAAAGUUGCCAAAAGAAGAAGUGUGAAUUUUAUAUUGAACCUACCCAAAAAGGAAAAUGUGAAUUUGUUACGGAUAAAAUAUGCUUGAUGUUGUGGAUAUACAUAUAGUAAUAAUAGGAUAGAUAUUAGUCUAUUUAUUAAGGAGAAUAUAUUACUAUCUCUGUCCCGACUAAGAGGUACAUGACAAUUACAAGAACACCGAAAGUUGCUAUGAAUUGAUGUCUUCUUCUUGGAUUGGAUAAAAAAAACAUCCUUAUCCAAUUAAUAUCCCAAUUUAGAACAAGACAACCAUUUUGACCUCAUUUUCGAACGUUAAAUCGUUCGAAAAUUAGGUGGAGAAGCUUCUAACUCACUAUGGUUCACAGUUUCUUUUCUUAUUUAUGCAAGCUUUCCUUCAUCAAACCAUGAGCCAUUGAGAAUUUGAGAUCACAAAGAUGACAGAAAGGGACCAAAUUUCUGUUCCAUUUGUUUGGGAAGGAAGACCUGGCAUAGCAAACAAGGAUUGGAAAUCUGCUAAAUGUAAACCCUCAAAUACCCCCAAGUUUGUUCCCCCAGAUAAGCUCAUACCUUCAAUUCCCUUUCAGUGGGAGGACAAACCAGGAACACCCCUUUCAAGCAUCCAGGUCCAGCCACAGUCUAAGGGUAAUUUCGUCAUCAUAGCGAGCAAGCCAUUACUAACACUAGAAGAGCUGAUGACGAUGAGCCGACGAAGAAGCUACCAGAGAAAAGCUAACCAAAUGCAGAAACAGAGUGCCAAUGAAACAGAAACUCACAGGGAGUGCUCUUGGAUGCUGUGUGCUUGGAGUUCGAAGAAGAAUUGAAGAA
Cuscuta europaea is the source of this 1703-nucleotide messenger RNA. NCBI's taxonomy places the organism in Eukaryota, Viridiplantae, Streptophyta, Magnoliopsida, Solanales, Convolvulaceae. The record is from the annotation of a GenBank genome assembly.